Balaenoptera musculus (blue whale) is the source of this 3414-nucleotide messenger RNA. RefSeq names its product golgi SNAP receptor complex member 2 (gene GOSR2). Gene Ontology annotation, cellular component: late endosome membrane; Golgi apparatus; endoplasmic reticulum membrane. The record is from RefSeq and is a predicted model, not a curated record. The coding region runs from base 122 to 739 and encodes 205 amino acids. The transcript is spliced from 6 exons. Gene Ontology annotation, biological process: vesicle fusion; intra-Golgi vesicle-mediated transport. Gene Ontology annotation, molecular function: SNARE binding; SNAP receptor activity. Lineage: Eukaryota; Metazoa; Chordata; Mammalia; Artiodactyla; Balaenopteridae.
CCAGGCUGGGCGAAGCCUGCCCCCGGCCUGGGGCCUCGGGCGUCCGCCAGUAUGGAGGCCGAGUCCUUCCGCCCGGGCGCUGCAGGGGGGAGCAGCUCGGAAGUGCUCAGUCUUUGACGGGAUGCCCAGGCAGGUCCACGAGAUCCAGUCUCACAUGGGACGCCUGGAGACAGCCGACAAGCAGUCUCUGCACUUAGUAGAAAACGAAAUCCAAGCAAGCAUAGACCAGAUAUUCAGCCAUCUAGAGCGUCUGGAGAUCUUGUCCAGCAAGGAGCCUCCUAACAAAAGACAGAAUGCCAAACUUCGUGUCGACCAGUUAAAGUAUGAUGUCCAGCACCUGCAGACUGCUCUCCAAAACUUCCAGCAUCGGCGAUACGCAAGGGAGCAGCAGGAACGACAGCGAGAAGAGCUUCUGUCCCGCACCUUCACCGCUAAUGACUCUGACACCACCAUACCAAUGGAUGAGCCACUGCAGUUUAACUCCUCCCUCCAGAAAAUUCACCACGGCAUGGAUGACCUCAUUGGAGGCGGGCACAGUAUUCUGGCGGGACUGAGGGCCCAGAGACUGACCUUGAAGGGGACCCAGAAGAAGAUCCUCGACAUUGCCAACAUGCUCGGCUUGUCCAACACAGUGAUGCGGCUCAUCGAGAAGCGAGCUUUCCAGGACAAGUACUUCAUGAUCGCUGGGAUGCUGCUCACCUGUGUGGUCAUGUUCCUCGUGGUGCAGUACCUGACCUGAGCCAGCCAGGCCCUGUGGCUGAACAGUGGUCCCGCGGCGUGGCAGUGUGUGUGAGUGUGAGUGUGCAGAGAGAGGGAGCCCCAGAGGCUGCCUUCUGAAAUGUGUGCCCAUCUUAACUGUGAAGACCACUCGGAAGUAAUUGUGACCUGUAACCUGGUGGGAGUUUCAAACCUCUGUCUUUUGUGACAUCUUGGAGGGGAAACUCGUGCUACCAAGAUGUGGUGCUUAGGAAAUGAACGAAGUGUCUGUUCUCUCUCAUGCUCACUCUCACUCUCACUCUCACUGGGGGAGGAAGUGAUGCAAGGGUGAGGGAGGACCAGGGAGAGGGGAGGAAGAGAAUGGCCUUGGUGGUUUUUGUCCUCAUAGCUGAUGUGCACCCGGGAAGGCUUUCACGGUGAGCUUGCAGACAGGACUGUCCACUCUUUGCCAUCCACUGGCCUUUCUGGCUCCUAGUAGGUAGUCUAGAGCAGAAGCAAAGAGAGGAGGGGAAAGAGGCCUUCUUUUCCUGCACCCACUGCAGUAGGUGGGUUCACAUGCUCUUGCUACUAGCCACCUUCCCCCACACCCCUCCAAAAAAUAAUGACAUGCCAAUGACUGACUGCUAAUACUUGUCAUCCUUCCCCGGAAGCAGCUACCUAGAGGAAACGGAGGCAUUGGCGCUGUUGCUGAUAGCAAGAUUUUCCACAUCACAGUUGUUGGGUGUUUCUCCUUUCUAAAGUAAGGCCAGUGUUAACUCCCUGGGAGUGGUCAGUCUUGAAACUGAAGACCCUAGUCACCGAUUUUUUUCCCAGUAGUUAAUGGUUGGCUUUUAAGACUGCAGCCUGGCACCCGUGCCCAGGCUUUGGUGGGUGUUUGCCCCUUAUCAAGUAGCUGUGAGCAAAGGUUAGUGAUUUGUCUUUUAAAGGUUUAUCCCCAGUUUUAGUAUCUCUAAUUAAGAAUUGGCUCUCUUCCCUUCCUUGAAAUAUAUUAGCAACUGCCAGCCAAGCCUCCAUUCUGCCCAGCCAGUGUGGGCACAUGCCACCCUAGAGGCGUCUCUGGUGUGUAUGUCCUUGUAAGACUCUGUUUUCAGGGACCAGGACUUUUUUCCUUCUCGGACCAACCCUAGUUUAAGGCUGUACCGGUACCCGGCGUAUUGUGGAAUUUAUUGUAAAGCCAAUCUGUUCAAAGAGACUAAUCACUGAAAGUACCAGAAAGACCUGGUUAGCCUAUUUUUUCAUCUGUCACAGGGUCUACCAGCCCUAGGCUCAGUAUGGCAAGACAUAAAUAACACUCAGAGUUUCCCAGAGGAACUGUAAACCUGGUCAGUAUUAACCCCACCUUUGACUGUCUUGCCCUACUUACUUCCUGUCUUUGUUUCUUGUCAUUUGGACUAUCUUCUGUCAUCUUUCUCUUUUCUGUGUGUUUUCUCUUCCACCUCCCUUCUUUACCACCACCCCCCCCCCCACCUGUUUCUAUAGCAGUAUUGAUCUUUGUAGGCACAUCUGUGGCAUAGAUCCCUUUUGGGGAAAUGUUUCUUAAUUGUCACAGAUUUUUAACAUGAGUUUCCUGGGUACUGAUUUCACACUUUUGGUAGGAUCUCUAUUGCUCUUACUUGUCUGGGCUAAACAGGGGCCCUGGGUUUCCAAGGAAAGGGGAAUCUUUGAUCCCUUCAUAAAAGGAUUGAGGGCCCUGCCAGAGUGAAAACAUUGGCCUGAUGGAUGGACAGAGGGGUGGAAGCAUCUUCAGACCUAGCUCUGACUUUGGGGAGGCCCAGUUGGAAAUUUCCAUCAUACGCAGCACCCCUGUCAUUCCAGGGACACAGCACAGGUCUCUUAGCAGUCCAUGAAAUGGGUUUUUAAACUGCACAGACUUGGCUCUGAGCCUGGGCACCUGAGGAUCUCCCCAGACAGUGCGCUUUGGAAGAAGAUGUACAAGGAGCAGCUAAGCCAUUUGGACUUGAACUCUGGGGAGGCAGAAGCUCCCCCCACCCUCUGCCCUCUGUUGGCUGAUGUGACACCUAUUUGUAAUGUACACCAGUCUGUUUCCACACUUGCCUUUCUAGUGAUUGUUGGCCUCGACCAACCAGAAGUAAGGCCUUCCUUCGUGCUGCACCUUCAGAGCCAUUCUCCCUACUUUGUAAUAAAAAUCGAGGGGGCAGUUUGUGGGUCUUCACCACCCGGAGCUAAGGAACAGCAGCCACAGUAUGUCUGGAGACCCUGGGGCACCUCGUGUCAUCGUGUGCUUGCCCUUCCCUGUCGCACAUCGGCUUUCAAUGCUCUGUGAGAAACACACUUUGUCUCCACAGUCCUCAGAGUAUCGGGCAGGGUCCCCAGGCCAGGGAAGGAGCACCCUCUGGUGGAGUUGGGGGGAAUUCUCAGGUGCAAGAAUCUCCAGGAGCCGCCUCUGCGACCUUGUACAGGAUUUUGGUGUACCUAUUGUGGUUUAAGACAGGUGGGUUGUCAAGGAACUUGGAAUAUCUUCAUUCCGUGGAUGUGUACUCCAGGUGUGAUCACCUUAAGAAAAGCCGAACUCCACGACCAAGUAAGUCGGAGAGUCUUGAUUUUAUAGAAAGCUUCGCUGCUGGGAUUUUUCCUGUCCUUUGCCCUGAUUAACUUAAAUGGGUUUGAUUUGCAAAUUUGGCUUUACACUCAUUGUUUUUGAAACACAUCAGUUGAAUAAAGUUGCUGUUUAUUUUA